UCGGCAAUAUUUCCGUUGCUUCCAGCUGUCUCCUCCACUGACGGCCAGCCGUGCUCCAUCCAUCCUGACCUACAUCCUCCGCUCCGAAAGUGAUCGAUUCGAACUUGCGUCAUGGCGUCCGAAGUUCCCGCUACCGACCUGACAGGUGCGCCCAAGUCCCGGGCUGCCAUGCUCGAGGAACAGCAUGCCCGCCAUGAACCCCACAACGUGACCGUCGAGGAUGCCGUGGAUGAAUAUGAUGCCCAAUUCCCGGCCCCCUCCGGUGCCUCCAAGCCCGUUCAGGCCGCGACUCCUGACCCGACCCCCGCACCAGCGCCCGCGGCCCCCGUCGCCAAACCGGCCCCGAAGAAAUCGCCCGCCUUGGAUGUGCGCUCCGAGGAAUUGUUCCCCGCCCUGGGCAGUGGUCCGAAACCGAAGACCCCCGCCGCCUCUGCUUGGGGAUCGAAAGGUCUGUCCGGUGCCGCCGCCGUCGCCAACGGUGCCCCGGCCCCCUCGCAAGCCACCGAUGUGCCCCGUAUCAUCAGCCUGCCCGGCAAGCACAUGGAACAGCUCCGUCUGGCGCCGUCGCAGAUGCUCCCCCGGGGUCAGCUCAAGAAGCCCCUGCGCGAUAUCCUGCGCGACAUCUCUCGCCGGUCCAAGGCGAACGUGGAUAUGCGAGGUGGCCCCGGUGGAUCCAUCAUCUUUGAAGGCAAAGGAUCCGUCGAUGCCGUGCGACAAGCCCUCAAAGAGGUCGCUCAGCAGGUUGGCUCCAAGCAAUCUGUCCGCGUUCCCAUUCCGGCCUCCGCCCGUCCCCACAUCAUCGGUCGACAAGGCGCGGUGGUUCAGGAUCUGCAGCAGCGAACCGGAGCCCGCGUGCAGGUUCCUCGUGCGGAGGACUCGGCCCCCGGGGUCGAUGAGGAUGACAGCGACACCAUUGAUGUGCUGAUCGAAGGCGAUGCCGUCGCCGCCGAGAUGGCCCGUCGGGAGAUCGAGGCCAUCAUCAAGGAGCGAGCCUCGAACAUGAGCCUGCGCCUCAAGUCCAUCCCCCCCGAGUUCUUCCCCUUCAUCGCCGGCGCCCACAAUGCCAACCUGAAGGAGAUUCAGGAUCGCACGCAGGCCCAGGUCCACGUGCCUCGGUAUGACACCUGGCUGAGCCAGCCCCCGCCGCAGGAGGCCGAGCCCGGUCAGGUCCAGUUCGCCCCCGUGCCCGAGAAGAACAUCCACAUCUCGGGCGAGCGCACGGCCGCCCAGGAGGCCCGCGCGGAGGUCGAGCGGCUCGCGGCCGAUCUGCAACGCCAGCUGACCCUGCGUCAGCUCGCCAUCAACCGUGGCCAGCACCAGUUCAUCCUGGGCGACAACGCGGAUGCGCUGCACGAAUUCCUGGCGGACACCGGCUGUUCCAUCGUGCUCCCCCCGGCCUCCGACGAGAGUGAAUUCCUCACCAUCACCGGCCCCGUGAAUCGCAUCGAGGACGGCAUCAACCGCGCCAUGGACCUGGCGACCAGCAUGCAGAUGGCGAGCAUCGACCUGUCGCGGCAGCACCCCAACGCCCCCAGUGGGCCCCACGCCCACGCGCGUGCGCUCACCCGCUAUCUCACCCAGCGCCAGAUCAUCAAGGAGCUGGAGAAGAUGUACGACUCCCGCAUUGCCCUGCCGCCGAGCGUGGAUGGCCCGGUCACGUGGGAGGUGUACUCGCGGGACGGCAAGAAUACCAUCCGCGCCCGCUCCGACAUCAUGAAUCUCGUCCAGGCCCACCCGCCCUCCCGCCUCCGUCACCUGUCCGUCGAUCCCUACUUCCACCCGUUCCUGCGCUCGCGGAGCAUCUCGAAGCUGCGGUCCGACUACGGGGUCCACCUCCUGACCCCCGACGAUGUGGAGAGCUCCGACGUCGUGCUGGUCUACGAAGGCCCCUCGGCCAACGCCUCCGGGUUGGAGGUGCCGCGGCAGCGACCCUCGCCGGCCGAGCUCGCCGCCUUCGAGGAUGCACUCCGGCAGGCCAAUGACUAUCUCCAGAGCACCCUGGGCGACCAGAGCGACGUGGUGGCCCGGACCGUCGCCAUCCCCGGCAAGUACCAGGAGAAGGCGCGCAAAUUCAUUCUCCGGGAGCAGCAGGCCAAGGGCGAGGACCAGAUCCCCGUCCGUGCGCUCGUGGGUGAGGUGCAGGGCCGUAACGGCGUCUGCGAGGUCGCGCUGCGCGGUCCCUCCGGCCUGGUCAAUGAUCUGGUGUCGAAGCUGGAGGCCUUCGUCGUGGAGCAGGAACGCGAUGACCUGGAGCGUGGGUACACGACGACCUUUGACUUCCCGCAAAAGUACGCCAACUUCCUCAUCGGCCGUCGCGGCGAGAACAUCAACAAGCUGCGCGACGAGUUCGACGUGGACAUCAAGGUCGAAAACGGCAAGGUCGAAGUCAAGGGCCCCAAGGCCAAGGCCGACGCCGCCCGCAUGCGCAUCAUUAACAUGGGCAAGAAGCUCGAAGACGAGACCACCCACGUCCUGAAGGUGCCGGCGCAGUAUCACCGCGAGCUGAUCGGCCAGAAGGGCAGCCAGGUCAACCGGCUGCAGGACCGCUAUGCGGUCCGCGUACAGUUCCCGCGGGCUACCGGUGCCACCGACGACGUGGCCGAGAACUCCAGCGACGCCGGCGCCGCUCGCCCGGGUCGGUCGCAGGGUGUGGACGAGGUGGUGGUCAAGGGCCCUAGCAAGGGUGCGGAUUCCGCCCGGGAUGAGAUCCUCAGUCUCCUGCAGUGGGUCAUCGAGCAUUCAUUCUCCGCGACCGUAUCGGUGGCGCAGUCUCAGGUCCCCUCCUUGAUCGGUCAGCGGGGUCGCGAGAUGGACAAGCUCCGCGCGGACACGGGCGCGCAGAUCGACGUCCCGGGCGUUAAUGAUGACGCGACGGACGCCUCGGGCCGUGUGCAGAUCAAAAUCAGGGGUACCAAACCCCAGGUCGCUGAGGCGAAAAAGAUCCUGGAGCAACGGUCCCGAGAGUUUGAUGCUAUUGUUACUAAGACGCUUGAUGUGGAUAAGAAGUUCCACAAGUCUCUGAUCGGUGGUGGUGGUGCCAACAUCCGCAAGAUCAUCGCCGAUGCCGGCGGUCCCACCGAUGGCAGUGCCUCGCGCAUGGUCAAAUUCCCCCGUCCUGAGAGCAGCGAGUCGACGAUCAAGCUGGAAGGAAACGGCCAGAUCGUGGAUAAGAUCGUCGCCGCCGUGGAAGAGUUCGUCAAGGAGCGCCAGGAUCAGGUGACGGAGACCGUCGAUGUGCCUCAGCUGCAACACCGCCUGCUCAUCGGCCGUGGCGGCGAGACACGUCGCGGCAUCGAGUCCCAGUUCAACGUCACCCUGGACAUUCCCAAGAUCGGCUCCGGCCGUCCCGACAUCAAGCUCAAGGGACCCAGCAAGGGCGUGGCCGAAGCCAAGGAGCACAUCCUCUCCCUGCUGAAGGACCAGCAGGGCGAGCAGGUGGACGUUCCGCGUCACCUGCACCACGCGGUCUCCGACAACGGGGCCUUCUUCCGCCGCCUCCGCAACGACUACCAAGUCACAGUGGACCACGCCGGACAGCCCAUCCCCGCGAAGCCCGAAUCCGAGGAUUCGCGCGGCGCCGCCAACGGAUCGUCAUCUCUGCCCCUAAUCACCGACGACCCCAACGCCAGCGCAGACGCCCACUCCUGGAAGGUCGUCGACCACAGCGCCCCCGCAGGCGAGUCCGGCACCAUCCCGUGGGUGCUGGCCGGCAGCGGCGACAACGUCACCAAGGCCAAGGCAGCUCUGCAAAAGGCCCUGGCAGCCGCCUCGCAGCAGUCCGCAACGGGGUACCUCAUCCUGCCGGACCCCCGGACCUACCGCUUCGUGGUCGGCCAAGGCGGCAGCCAGAUCAACGCUAUCCGCAAGCAGACAGGCUGCCGGAUCAACGUGCCCAAGAACCAGGCCGGCGGCGAGGCCAUCGAGGUGAAGGGCAGCAAGGACGGUCUCGAGGAAGCGAAGGAUAUGAUUCUGGAGGCGGUUCGUGCGGGCCAGGAGGGAUCUCGCUAAUUUCAUCUACUCCAUUCUUGUCUUGAAUAUUUAAAAAAUUUCUUUCCUUUUUUUUUACUAUUGUUUAUUUUUCUUGCAUAAUUUGAGCCGUUGAGCCGUUGAGCUUUUGAGCUUUUGAGCCUAUUGGCGAUGAGCCUAUCUAUCUACCUAUCUAUAUGAAGACGAAAAUGAAAACAGACAAACGACAACGAGAAUAUCCCAAUUUUGACUUUUCUUUCUCACUCUUCUUUGAUAUACUGUUUUAAAAAUAUUUUGUGUUUGAAAUGAGUGUGUUAUGUACAUGAGUGAUUC
Molecule: messenger RNA, 4299 nt
Organism: Aspergillus candidus
Lineage: Eukaryota; Fungi; Ascomycota; Eurotiomycetes; Eurotiales; Aspergillaceae
Product: putative RNA binding effector protein Scp160
Exons: 5
Coding region: 112-4008 (1298 amino acids)
Biological process (GO): nuclear division
Cellular component (GO): cytoplasm; nucleus
Molecular function (GO): mRNA binding
Source: RefSeq, a predicted model, not a curated record